Molecule: messenger RNA, 3873 nt
Organism: Zootoca vivipara (common lizard)
Lineage: Eukaryota; Metazoa; Chordata; Lepidosauria; Squamata; Lacertidae
Source: RefSeq, a predicted model, not a curated record
GUGAGCAAACUUGGCAGCUUUUGCUUUCUGGUAUAUUUUAUUUAUUUUAUUUGUCUGCAGCUUGUUGUCAUGUCCAUAACAGAACUCUUGCCAUAGUUGCGUUCUGUCUGCGAUAUAUAUUAAUAUUUGCACAUGCACACUGCCUCUUGGAGUUGUGCGCCUGGGAUUUUUGAAGAAAUUAUAUUGUGCAAAUAAACCCAUGCACACACACCCAAAUUUGACAGAUUGUGGAAUCAGUUGGAGAAAAAAUGAACCUUGAGAUGGGAGGGUUUGUGAAGCAGCCAGAUUUAGCUUCUGCCAACUGAAAGCUACUGGGAAAUGAAAGGGUUUGAUAACGAAGGAGGAAGACUAGAAAGUUGGUCAGGCAGAAGGAUGAUAUGGGUUUUAUGUCCUCUGAAUUACAGAAAGGUUUUUCCCUCUUUAAUGAGUCACAGGUUUCAACAGGGACUCAGCUCCAUUGGCAAAGAAAAAAUGCCUUAUACGAUGUCCCGGGAAGAGACAGUGUGUAAAUAUUGCGGAGUCAGCUAUUUGAUCCUCCAUGAGCUUAAGCUGCUGGAAGAGAAAGUAAAAGCAAUGGAAGUGAAGGUGAAGUUUUAUGAAGGCAGCAUAGAACGGGAGAAAACACUUCAAGAGAAACUACAGCAGCUAAAUCAAGAUUUUGAACAGUGUGCAGCAGCUAGCAAAUCAAAAAGAGAAAGGAUAAAAACUUUAUCUCUGGAGCUUGAAAAUAAGCAAGCAGCAAUACAAAAUCUAAAUGAACAGAUGAGGAGCCUCCAGAAAGAGAAUGAAGUUUCAUGCAGACAAUCACAGCUGUUGCGAAAAACAUUGGAACGACAUAAAUUCAUACUAAAGAAAGCCUUUGUUCUCCUUCCCUUUAUCAAAGGAGAGGUACACAGUGUUAAAGGAGGAAUAUUUGACUUUCUCGGCCAAUGGAGUGCACUCAAAGGAGAGAUUUUUUUACACAUAAAAAAUAUUAAUUUAACAGCAUUGACAGAAAUAUCCAGUCUGAACCGAAGCUUGGGUGAAUGCCAGAGGGAAAAUCUGCUGCUCCAGGAGGAGGUGCAGCGUUUAAGGUUGAUAUCAGACGCAGCUGAGCAGCAAGCUGAGCAACUCCAGGCGACUCUCUUACGAGAGAGUGAAUUACAAAACAGAUGUCACGAACUACAGAAGAAAACACAAGAUUUAACAAGUCAAGUCGAGACGAUUGAGCACAAGUUCCAGAAAGCAGCUACCGAAAUCAGCCAUUAUAAAGAACUAUUCGUAAAGAAGUCAAAAGAAGUUGAAGACUAUCAAAGUGAACUCCAGAAACUGACAUCUGAAAUUGGAGCAUCCACAUCUCAGUUUGCUAAUAUCCUGAAAGAGCGAGAACAAUCUUUGCUUGCCUGCCAACAAGCAUCUGGACGUUUACAGGAAGAAGUGAUUGAGAAAGAGAGGCAAGAAGAAGAGCUAAAAAAACGCACCGGCCAUUUGGAGAGCGACCUGGAAACAAUUAAGAGUCUUCUCAAGCAGCGAGAGGAAGAAGUGGUAAUGCUUAGGCAAGAAAGGGAGUCUCUGCUGAUUUCCCAUCGGAGCAGAAUGGAGCAACUGCAGGAAACCUUGAGGCAGAAGGAGCUGAAGGAAAAGAACUGGCAGGAAAAGAUCAAAGCUGAUAGAGCAAAGGAACAAGCUCAUCACAAAGAGGAGAUUCUCAGCCUCAAAGAGGAAGCCAGAAUGGAACUAGAAAUUGAGAAACAAAAGCAUCAGGAAUUGAUUGCAAAAUAUCAGAAAGAUCACGGUGACCAGCUACACCUUAAGAUACCUGCAUUGAUAUCCAGUGCCACGAAUAGCCUGAAGAUGGAAGUGGGCACCCUUGAAAAGAAGCUCUGUGAAGCCCAGAUCAAGCUGACAGAGAAGCACCGAGAGAGAGAGGAGGAAUGGCAAAGUUUAAAAAAACAAGUUGCUGUGCUUGAGCUCCAGCUGCAGGAGGAACAGAGUGCCCGUCAUUCAGUGACAGAAGACAUGAGAGAAGAAAUAAAGAAGAAAACUUAUGAGCUGGAAAAACUGACUCAAGAGCAGACGCAGUUGAUUCAGAAAAUGAAUCAGGUUCAAGAGGAGAACGCUCUUCUCCAGGACACAGUGCGCAGGGAGUGUGAGGAACGGUAUGAGCUCACCGAAGCCUUGGCUCAAGCCAAAGAACAAGUCGUGGAGCUCAAGAAACUCGGUGGAAACUUCCAAUUGUCACAGUGUUCUCUCAGUCAGGGCAGCCUAACCUCCGCUGCAUUGGUCAGCAAUCACAGGCAGAGAAGCCCAAACUGUGGGAAAGGAAUCACAUUCUCGGGACACUCUGGGAUUUCAAGAACCACUAAAGCACCGCUCUCCAAUAGGUACAAAAGCGGCAUGAACGCAAGCUUGCCUGCUCUGCCUGCGCUGCAGUCCCCAAGCAGAAAAACAUCUCUAGAUGAAUCCAGGAAGAGAAUCACAGCAGUUCUAAAAAGACAGAUGAGUGAGCUGUGAUGAGUCAAGGACUGCUCUCUCUCUCUCUCUCUCUCUCUCUCUCUCUCUCUCUCUCUCUCUCUCUCUCUCUCUCUCUCUCUCCCCGAGAAGAGGUGGGGGGAAAACAGUGACAUAGGUCAUAAGGCCACCUCAGUGUGGCCCACAGGGGAAAAUACCAGAUUUUACUGUUGGGCAAUAAGCAUGUUUCUAGCGCUGAGUGUUGUUGUUUUAUAUACAAGCAACAUCAAAUUAAGCUAAGCAGUGGUUUUUAAUCUCACACGUGUUUAUGUUUUAUACUGAAAUCAUGAAUCGGCAUUUUGCUUAGUAAAUGCUGACUUAGGUCUGGUUCUGGCGACUGAGGUCUGGUUCUGACUGAAGUAGCAAUCUUGUAUAUGGCUUCUGCCUGCAGGUGGGGCUUCACAUAAAGGAUAAACUGAAGAGCAGGGUGGAAGUAUUUCCCUACAGCAAAGUAGAUUUCAGGGGUGUCAAGCCUAGCCUUGUCCCUGCAUGUAGAAAACUAGUGUGGCAGGGAGAAGACUGGGCUACAACAUUUGUGUGUGUACAGGAUAUGUAUUCAAUCUGAAGUGGUACGAUGCAGACACAGAUAAAGCAUGUCAAUGAGAAUGAGGCCUAUCGACAGCGGGUGUAGAGGAUAUAAUAAAUUGAUUAAAGUACUUCACACCUACACCAUCCUGAAGUAUUUUUCACCCUGCGUGCCUCCGUUGUUAAAAUGUUAAUAAAAACAUGCAAAAUUCCCCACCACCACCACCUCACAACUUCUGGUUUUGUCCUACUUGUCCAGCAUGAUUGUACUGUGGUGGAGUUGCUCUGUUCAAACGAAUUCUCAUUCUGACUUCGAGGUUAGAUGUGUAAAUAGCCAAGAACUGCAGAAUGAAGAGAGGCAGCAGAAUAUUUGCCUGAGGAAUAAACAAACUGCUUAUGGGGCAAAAGAAACUACUGUAAAUUUUUAUAAACACCGCACUGAGCGGAAGCCAAAUCACCUGAAGAUGUUGGUGGCUCAGUGAUGAGCUGAACAGCCCUAAGUUGUAUAAUAACAGCAAAAUUGUUGGACAUUUUUGCUAAAUGAGUGUCAGGAAGCAGCGGAAGCAAUAGUUUCAAAAGUUCAUCUCAUAAGCAAAUAAAUGUGUGUGUGUGUGUUUAUUUUCAACACCUCCACUGCUCUGCACCAACCACAUGUGUCCUACCAAGAUUCCCCCACCAAACCUGGAUUCUAUUAAACGUGAAGCAUCCUAUCAGCCAGAACUAGCUUUAUGACAAUGUUUUCUUUUUCAUGUGGCCAAUUAUAUUAUUCACUAAGCAACGGCACUUUCAAAUUUGGUACGGUUUGUGGCACAAACUGUUUGACAGCAGGAUAGCAUAUUACAAGGAGCAUGGUUUUAU